Molecule: messenger RNA, 2056 nt
Organism: Daphnia magna
Lineage: Eukaryota; Metazoa; Arthropoda; Branchiopoda; Diplostraca; Daphniidae
Exons: 3
Coding region: 301-1254 (317 amino acids)
Molecular function (GO): nucleic acid binding; RNA-DNA hybrid ribonuclease activity
Source: RefSeq, a predicted model, not a curated record
UAAGGCAAUAAGAGUGUGUCUAAGCCUUCCAAGAUCAACCGCCAACGAGACUCUAUUAAUGGAAGGAGGUGAGAUGGCACUCAGCAUAAGAAGAAAUCUCGCAUUGCAGCAAAGUAUCUGGUGAGAAUCAGCUCACAAACCGGCUUUCCACUGAUCAGAGAGAUAGACAAGCCGGCGUUCAAGAGAGAAUGGAAUCAAGAAUCCUGUUUCAUCGAAAGAGCCUCCCGUUUCAUCGAGGCAGCAGGGAUCGAUCUAAAAACAACCGACAAAUUCCACAUCCAUUCAAAGCCCCCAUGGCGGAUGACAGCACCCGGGAUCGUUAUAGCUCCCGCUAUUUCAGCAGAGGCAAAUGUUUUUAUCAAAGAAAGGUGGGGCAAACAUACCCUCAUCUUCACUGAUGCAGCAAGAAGACGCGACGGAAGCUGCGGAGCGGCUUUCGUGGUCCCAGAGAUGGGAGUAAGAGAACUCUUUCCACUCGGAAAUAUAGAGUCAACGGAGGAGGGAGAAUUGACAGCCAUUCUUAUGGCAACGAAGUGGGUGGAGCAAAACGUCACAGAUAUGGCCGUAAUAAUGUCUGACUCAAGACCGGCCUUAGGAAAAAUAACAUCAAUCACAGUGAGCCAGACAUCCACAACCGCAAGAUGCAUACAAAACAUAUGGAGAGAAGUAAAUGAUAGAGGGAGUCACUUAGAAUUUGCAUGGAUCAAAGGCCACUCCGGCAUUAGAGGCAACGACGAGGCGGACCGGGCAGCAAAAAUGGCAGCUGGAUUACCAGCAAUCAUGAGCAUCAGACCAUCGGUAGAUACUCAAAAAAGCAGGUUAGAAGAGCACGCCAAGAAAACGUGGCAGAGGCAGUGGUCAUCGCCGAAAACCUCCGCCGGCAAGUUCUACAUAAAACACUCCCCAACUGCGCUUUUCCGCCCAGCUUUCUUUGGGGAAUCGAGAGCAGAACAAUUGUCUCUCUCCAGAAUUCGCCUUGACAAACUCAACCUUAAUUACAAGCUAUUUAAGGAAAAUCUUCACCCGACGGGCCUUUGCGACACGUGUAAGAAGUACGAAACCACCGAACAUACACUGAUGGAGUGCCCACGCUACGGAGAAGAAAGAAAAGAAAUGUACAAAAGAGUAAACAAGAAAACCCGAGAAGAAAUAUCUUUGUCCACCCUCCUAAAAUUCCAAACCAAAGAAACCCGGAGAGCAGUCCUAUUCUUCUUCAAGAAAACAGGUCUGCUGAACCGGAGCAGCAAAGAAUAAGAGAACCUCCUGUCAAGAUCCUGGCGAGAAUAGGCCACACAGCCUGAUGUUCGCCAGUUAAAAAACCAACUCAACCAACCAACCAACCAACCAUUUCGCGUGGCGUCGGACCUGAGGAUGGUAGCUCGAAACUGACGUCUCCUUUCUUGAAAUUCCACUACCAAUUUCGUGUGCUUGGACAUGGAUUUUUUGAAUAAAAUCCAUGCUAAGUUGUGAAAGGAGGAGUAUGGCUUGGCUUCACCAGCACGUUUUUCAUCUCCGUUAGGCAAAUACACCCAUUUUGGUAGUAAAAGUGCUACAAAAGAAAGUAGUUCUUUAAAAUCUUUUACACAAUAUAAAUCUCCUAAAUUCAUACAGGUCUUUCAUCUUUGGGAUGUACCUGAUAUGCUGUGAAUCAUCCUGUGAUAAAAAGGAAUGGCAUCAAUGUCAGUUGUCAGUGUAAUAAAAGAUUAUCAAUAUCAUUUUUGCAUUGGUAAAUUACUAGCUCACACGCAAAAAACCAAGAGAAGUUCAAGAUUAUUUUGGUCCCGUCGUUGUUCCUUACCAAGUAGUUGAUUUUGUCACAUUGUAAAGGUCACUGAACAAUGAGAAUCUAUAAAAAUUCUUUGUGAGCUACUGUUUAAAGAUUCUUUGAGUUUUUUUUUAAGACAAAAAAGAAAUGUCUGUUGGUAUGUGAAAAGGGUGUUAACUUUCCUUUUUCGACGGGUCGAAAUUUAGAAAAAGUUGUGUAUAUGUCAUCAAAUAUAACUGUAUAACGAGAAAAAACUAUAUUAUAAAAUGAAAUACAAAACAAGAAAAAUUA